Sitodiplosis mosellana (orange wheat blossom midge) is the source of this 2431-nucleotide messenger RNA. Its product is annotated as putative metabolite transport protein HI_1104. Gene Ontology annotation, biological process: transmembrane transport. The record is from RefSeq and is a predicted model, not a curated record. Gene Ontology annotation, cellular component: membrane. The coding region runs from base 476 to 2101 and encodes 541 amino acids. Gene Ontology annotation, molecular function: transmembrane transporter activity. The transcript has 9 exons. Lineage: Eukaryota; Metazoa; Arthropoda; Insecta; Diptera; Cecidomyiidae.
GAAAAAACUUAUAUGAGCAUCAUGCAUCAAAGAUUCUUGUUCAGAUCGCUAUUGUUAACCGCUCGGAUCGUAACUCUCCAUGAAAUCGUUCUGAUUGUGGUCCAAUCAGUUGAAAUCCAUAUGUGAGACAAGGUGUUUUUGGCAUCGAUUUUAAACAAACAAAGACUUUGUUUCAAACAGGAUAAAUUUUGUUUGGCAGCGUACGUCAGUAAAAGUGCAUCGUUUCGAGAAAAAAAAGUGUUGGAAUUUUUUUCUAAUUUAAAAUUUUAAAAUAAAAGUGUUUAAAAAGUGAUAUUUCGAUCAAAAAUCAACUUUAUUCUACGCAUAAGCAUAAUAAUGCUUGAAAAUGAUUUGAGCGGUGAAUGAAAGCGAAAAUCCGUUUAGAACCAUAGACCAUAGUCUUCGUUAGAGAUAAAGUGAAACACAUGCUCGCCGUGACCGUUAUUUGAAGAGUGAGAAAGCAGCGGUUAACAAAAUGAUUCCACUGUUCAAAAAAUUGGGAUUUUUAUACGACAGCUAUGUGUUGGCGAUUUUAACGAUUGGCUACGUUCUUGGUGAACUCGGUCAUUAUCUAAUUGGGGUGACAUCAAAACAGACAGCUAUCGAACUUGAUUACGGUGAUCAUGCGUGUCAACAAAAUGUAACUUGGUUAACGCGACACGAAAUUCCAGUCCAAUGCAGCGCGGUCAAAAAUGAAACGGAAUGCGUUGCAUUGAAUUUGAAUGGAACUAACUACUGUGAAUGGAAUUACAAUGGAUUGGGUAUCGAUUAUCAACUACUGGCGGGUCCUAGUUUUAUUCUCGUCUUCACAAUCAUUGGCAUAUUUUUGGGUGUCGCUGCCGACAAAUACAAUCGUGUCAAAAUGUUGAGCUUCUGCACGCUUGUAUUCGCCGUUGCAAUUAUUCUACAGGGUUCGGUUAAAAACUAUUGGCAAUUAAUUGUGUUGCGUAUGAUCAUGGCUGCAGGUGAAGCCGGUUGCAAUCCAUUGGCUACAGGCAUUAUGUCCGAUGUUUUUCCCGAAAAGAAACGUGCAUUAGUCAUGGCCAUUUUCAAUUGGGGCAUUUAUGGAGGGUAUGGAAUUGCCUUUCCUGUGGGUCGAUAUAUUACAAAGUUAAAUAUUUGGGACUUGAGCUGGCGUAUUUGCUACUAUGGUACUGGUGUGUUGGCCGUGCUCAUUGCCAUUCUCACUGGAACUACGUUGAGAGAACCGGAACGAAAAGCAAUCGGAGAAGACCAAAGUAAUCAAAACGGUCGCAAGAAGAUUUCACUUUUCAAAGUGCUGACACAACCACGAAUUAUCCUGCUCGCAAUUGCCGCAUCGAUUCGCCACUGCGGAGGAAUGACCUUUGCCUACAAUGCGGAUUUAUAUUACAGCAUCUAUUUCCCUGACGUUGAUCUUGGAUGGUGGUUGUUUGCCGUUACCAUUGGAAUCGGAAGCAUCGGUGUCGUUGUUGGUGGCGUAGUGUCUGAUAAAAUUGUAGCUAAAAUGGGUAUAAAAUCGCGCGUUGCUGUUUUAGCUAUUUCACAGCUCGUCGCUACUCCUGGCGCAUUCGGAUCAGUUUACUUUGACCCGCUAUGGGCAAUGAUUACGUUGGGUCUCAGUUACUUCUUCGCUGAAAUGUGGUUCGGCAUCGUGUUUGCUGUUUUAGUCGAAAUCGUUCCAGUGCAAGUGCGGUCAACGACUGUGGGCAUUUUCUUGUUCGUCAUGAAUAACAUUGGUGGAAAUUUGCCGAUUCUUGUUGAUCCCGUUGCCAAGUGGAUCGGAUAUCGUGAGUCUGUGAUGAUUUUCUAUGCUGGUUUUUAUUUAUUGAGUUCGGUGCUAUUUUUCAUUACAAUGUUCGUGAUGGAACCAUCGUCAGAGAAGCAACAGCAACAACAGUCUGCCAAUGCACAUGCACCCCGAGUGAUGUACGAUAGUGGUCACGACAAUAAAGUAUUCCAAGUUGGUGAAGGAUUACCGCAACCACAAUUUACCCAUUCACAGACCAAUGGCACCACACAUCCGUACUAUCCAAAUGGCAAUGGAACACACACAAAUGCAAACCAUCCAAAUGAAGAUAUGCAACAAUCGUAUCGGGUCAUCGAAAACAGUCGGCUGUGAUAGAAUUUCUUCCUGUAUUUUAAUUAAAUUCGCAUAUUUAAAUUAAGUUUUAUUAAUUGCAUCAUUUAAAACACUUCGACGAAAUCGAUAGCUAGCUAGAUAGAUAGAUUUCAUUCCUAAAUCGAUAACAAAUUGAACAAAUUACUAUGUCGCCCUAAGAUUAAAUUAUCUUCAUUACAUUAUUUGAAACAAGUAACGCACAACAAACAAAAUUACACGCACUGUAAACGAUAUCAUUAUUAAAUGACGGUAGUAAAUGCUACAGUUUCACAGGGAAACAUCUCUAUGGCUGGUGAACAUGUUUUCAAAUAAACUACAAUGUUAUUGAAA